AUGGAUUUUAAAAUUAAUAAUUUAAAAAAUGAUGCCAAGGAAUGUAUCCUAUGUAUUGAUGAAAUGUCUAUAAAAACACAUUUAUAUUAUAAUCUAUCACAAGAUUGUAUUAUUGGAUUUAACAACUCUUAUGAUAAAAAAACUUACGAACCAGCAAAACAUGUAUUGUGUUUCAUGUUAAGAAGUUUAAAUUAUGAUUGGAAACAACCAGUGGCAUACUUUUUUAUUAAUAACAGUUGCUCUGGAAUUACUCUUCAAAAUAAAAUUUUUGCUGUGAUUUCUCGGAUCCAAAGCACAUCACUCAUCAUCAAAGUUGUAACUACUGAUCAGGGAUCUAAUUUUGUUAGUUUUGCAAGUAAAAUGCAUGUAUCAAAAGAACGUCCUUAUUUUUAUGUUAACGGUCAAAAAAUAUUUUAUAUUUUUGAUCCACCACAUUUACUUAAGUCCACAAGAAACAAUUUUUUUAAGUACCAAUUAUCAUUUUUAAAUGGCUUGACAGAUAAAACAUAUCUUGAACAGUUUUAUAAAUUAGAUCAAGGACUGAAUCGCCUUGCUCCUAAGCUAACCGACUCACAUAUUUACCCGGGACCAUUUCAAAAAAAUGAAAGUUUCAUAUGCUAG
Macrosiphum euphorbiae (potato aphid) is the source of this 621-nucleotide messenger RNA. The record is from the annotation of a GenBank genome assembly. NCBI's taxonomy places the organism in Eukaryota, Metazoa, Arthropoda, Insecta, Hemiptera, Aphididae.